GUAGCCGGGGGACCAAUCAGGAGCGGCGGCUGCAGCGGCUGAGGUGCCCCGAGAGUCAACGUGUUUCAUCACUGAGCGCACAGGUCGGUGAGUGUCGCGGCGCAGCGGUUGUAUGAUGACAAUUGCCAUGCCAACCGAUGAAGGACCCACAACUUUUGCCAAACUUCUUCACCUGAUAUUUCUGUCUACAUUCUGGGGGAUGCAGAUAUGGGUCACAUUUAUUUCAGAGUUUGUCAUGGGCAGUAACCUCUCCAGACAUACAUUUGGCUUCAUUCGGAGCAAGCUCUUUCCUUACUAUUUCCACUUGGGUUCAGCCUGCGCUUUCUUUAACCUGACCAUCUUUGCAAUAUAUCAUCCAAGUGAGCUGCUAAAUGAAGAGGAGACCCUGCAGAUUGUAAUUUUCUUCAUCUGUGUGACUGUCGCCGGGAUCAAUGCUCAGUGGUUUGGACAAAUAACUUCCGAGGUCAUGGCCGACAUGCACGUGAUUGAACAGAGCCGUGGGCUGGGUCACGAUGUCGGCCUGUCCAGUAAUAAGGAGGCGUAUGGCCAGCUGAAGGAGACCAAUACUAAAUACAAGCAUUUGGCACAUAAACUUGACCUGUAUCAUAGGUUCUCCUCUCUCUGUAACCUGUGCUGCAUUGUUUGCAAUGGGAUGAGUCUGUAUUACAUGGCAGCUAAUUUGUCCACUUUGUGAAAUAGUCUGAUUCAGAUAUUCCAAGGGCCUAAAUCAUCCAGGGAAGUUUUCUUACCUUCAGGAGUUUAUCGUGUGCAAGACAGACAUGUUCAAGUUGCAAACUAUUUGCACCACAUAUUGUAACGAUGGACUAUGGGUUCACUGUGAUCUUUGGAAUAAUACUGUUUUGAUGGGUAUUAAUACUGCAAUCUGCAAUAUUUUUGUGAUUAGAAAAGUUACUGUAUGUUCUAGGAAAAAGUAUGCCCUGGUAUACAGUCACAUUUAUAGAAUGUGGAUUGAACAUGUACUCAUUCUCUGUACUAUACCCCUCCCCAAAACACUUUUUGGGAAGGUACAGUCUUUUACAAUUGUAGAAUAAUUUCAGAAAAACAUACCAAUGACACAUGACUGUAAAUAGAUACUAAUACCUCAUCCACUGUAAAGCAAACUCAGCUUACACAAUUUGUAGACAUUCUGCUUGACACCUGGUUAAGAUAACUCACAUACAAGCUCAGUCCACACACACAGGUCCUCAUUGUUCGACUAUGCCAUCGGCCACCCCCCUU
Callorhinchus milii (elephant shark) is the source of this 1239-nucleotide messenger RNA. Its product is annotated as transmembrane protein 205. The transcript is spliced from 4 exons. The record is from RefSeq and is a predicted model, not a curated record. The coding region runs from base 113 to 694 and encodes 193 amino acids. Lineage: Eukaryota; Metazoa; Chordata; Chondrichthyes; Chimaeriformes; Callorhinchidae.